AUGCUGCACAUGAUAUUUUUGAAAAAAGGGUUCAAUGCCUUGAUACCGUCGUUUUCUCGCCAAAAUAAAUUACUCAGGUCAUUUGCCACAGCUGGUGCGGUCUCUAGAAUUGGUCCAAAAAGCAUCAAGGAGAUUUUCGAUGACAAUUCAUACUGGAGGAGCAUCAAUAGUCAGGAUAGUAAUAAUAGUAAAAUCGCACAAUAUCUCUUCAAAAAAAAUAAAACCGGACUUUUCAAGAACCCUUAUUUGACUUCACCAGACGGUUUACGUAAAUUUAGCCAGGUCUCUCUGAAGCAAGCACAGACUCUACUCGAAAAAAUGAGGAAUGACUCUACCGAAAGCGGCAAGUUAAGUUAUAUCAUAAAUUUGGACAGAUUGAGUGACACAUUAUGUCGCGUGAUCGAUUUAUGUGAGUUCAUUAGGUCAACACAUCCAGAUGAUAAAUUCGUUAAAGCAGCCCAGGAUUGCCACGAACAGAUGUUUGAAUUCAUGAAUGUGUUGAACACUGAUGUAUCAUUGUGUAACAUACUAAAGUCAGUCUUGAACAGCCCCGAGGUGUCAUCGAAAUUAAGUGAUGAAGAGCUUAAAGUUGGUAAAAUCUUAUUGGAUGAUUUUGAGAAAUCAGGAAUUUAUAUGAAUCCCGAUGUGAGAGAAAAAUUUAUCGAGUUAUCACAAGAAAUAAGUUUGAUAGGUCAAGAGUUUAUUAACCAUACAGAUUAUCCUGGUUCAAAUUCUGUGAAAAUACCAUGUAAAGAUCUCGAUAAUGGCAAUGUAAGUGCAUUUCUAUUAAAGCAAUUAAACAAGGAUGUGAAGGGUCAAAACUAUAAGAUACCCACCUUUGGUUAUGCAGCUUACGCAUUAUUAAAAAGUUGCGAAAAGGAAGAGGUAAGAAAGAAACUAUGGACCGCACUACACAGUUGUUCUGACAAACAAAUCAAAAGAUUGAGCCAUUUAAUCAAAUUGAGGGCAAUUUUAGCUAACUUGAUGAACAAAGAAAGCUAUGCAGAAUAUCAAUUAGAAGGUAAGAUGGCAAAGAAUCCUAAAGAUGUACAAGAUUUCAUUCUGACGCUGAUGAAUGGUACUAUUGAUAAAACUGCAAAUGAACUAAAAUUUAUAGCUGAGCUCAAAACUAAAGAUCUCAAGAAGCCACUAGCCACGAAAACAGACGAUAUUUUGAGACUCGUGAGGCCCUGGGAUAGGGAUUACUAUACCGGCAAAUACUUACAACUUAAUCCUUCAGAUGCACCUAAUGCCAAAGAGAUAAGCUACUAUUUCACGUUAGGAAAUGUGAUCGAGGGCUUGUCCGAUUUGUUUCAGCAUAUAUAUGGUAUUAGACUCGAGCCAGAAAUUGCUGACGAGGGCGAAACAUGGUCACCGGACGUGAGAAGAUUAAAUGUAAUAUCUGAAGAGGAGGGAAUUAUUGGCAUUAUCUAUUGUGAUUUAUUCGAAAGAAAUGGAAAAACUUCAAAUCCGGCACAUUUUACUGUUUGCUGUUCCAGGCAAAUAUAUCCUAAUGAAACUGACUUUUCGACUAUUCAAGUCGGUGAGAACCCUGAUGGUUCUUAUUUUCAGUUACCAGUUAUCUCACUCGUGUGCAAUUUUGCCCCAAUACCGAUCGCUUCUAAGAAAACUCUGUGUUUUUUACAGCUUAGUGAAGUUGAAACUCUUUUUCAUGAGAUGGGACAUGCAAUGCAUUCUAUGUUAGGAAGAACUCACAUGCAGAACAUAAGUGGUACAAGGUGCGCCACUGAUUUUGUUGAAUUACCAAGUAUCCUGAUGGAACACUUUGCUAAGGACAUACGAAUUUUGACAAAGAUUAGCAAGCAUUACGAGACCGGAGAAACUAUUCAGGCAGGUAUGUUGCAGAGCUUCAUGAGAACGACCAAUUUUCUUCAAAAUUGUGAAACGUAUUCGCAAGCAAAAAUGGCGAUGCUAGACCAAUCAUUUCAUGAUGAAGAAAUUAUCUCUGAUAUUGAUAAUUUUGACAUUGUUAAAAAUUACCAAGCGUUAGAACGACGUUUAAAGGUUUUGGUCGAUGAUCAAAGUAAUUGGUGCGGACGAUUUGGUCAUCUAUUUGGAUACGGGGCAACUUAUUACAGCUACUUGUUUGAUAGGACAAUAGCCUCUAAAAUUUGGUACGCCUUGUUCGAAGAUGAUCCAUAUAGUCGAAAAAAUGGUGAUAAAUUUAAAAAGCAUUUAUUGAAGUGGGGUGGGCUGAAGGACCCUUGGAAAUGCAUCGCCGAUGUUCUAGAAUGUCCUAUGCUAGAAAAGGGCGGUAGUGAGGCAAUGGAGUUUAUUGCGCAGUCUCAUAAAAAUUAA
Messenger RNA from Saccharomyces kudriavzevii IFO 1802, 2319 nucleotides. It is a transcript of the gene OCT1, whose product is annotated as metalloendopeptidase. The transcript has a single exon. Gene Ontology annotation, biological process: peptide metabolic process. Gene Ontology annotation, molecular function: metalloendopeptidase activity. The record is from RefSeq and is a predicted model, not a curated record. The coding region runs from base 1 to 2319 and encodes 772 amino acids. Gene Ontology annotation, cellular component: mitochondrion. Lineage: Eukaryota; Fungi; Ascomycota; Saccharomycetes; Saccharomycetales; Saccharomycetaceae.